This is a messenger RNA of Syzygium oleosum, 770 nucleotides long. RefSeq names its product ethylene-responsive transcription factor ERF023. The coding region runs from base 15 to 575 and encodes 186 amino acids. The transcript has a single exon. Gene Ontology annotation, biological process: regulation of DNA-templated transcription. Gene Ontology annotation, molecular function: DNA binding; DNA-binding transcription factor activity. The record is from RefSeq and is a predicted model, not a curated record. Lineage: Eukaryota; Viridiplantae; Streptophyta; Magnoliopsida; Myrtales; Myrtaceae.
ACACAGACUCCCGAAUGGGACCAUCAGUUCCCACAUCAAUGGAGCAACCGCCACUCGCCGAACACGUCUCCGGCGAAACCAUCCGCCCUCCCGGAGGCAGCACCCGCCACCCUGUCUACCGUGGUGUCCGGAAGCGGCGGUGGGGCAAGUGGGUUUCCGAGAUCCGAGAGCCACGGAAGAAGUCUCGCAUUUGGCUCGGCUCGUUCCCAGCGCCCGAGAUGGCAGCUAAGGCCCACGACGUCGCCGCACACUGCCUGAAGGGACGGAAGGCCCAGCUCAACUUCCCCGACGAGGUCCGCGACUUGCCCAUCCCCGCCACCCACAGCGCGCGGGACAUCCAGGUGGCGGCGGCCGAGGCAGCACGUGCUGUGGCGGCGAACAAGAAGCGCGGCGGCAUCGACGGCGACGACUUCUGGGCCGAGAUAGAGUUGCCGGAACUCAUGGAGGACGGAGAGCGCCACUGGGACGCCUGUCUGUGGGCCUUCGUCGCCGACGCUGCGUGUAGGGACGGCGAGGAUGAGGCGACGACGACGACGACCGCCUCUUCGUGGCACUGUCAUGUCCCCAAGAGGUGAAUCCACUCGGUGGUUGUAUUGACAGCACAUAUAGAUUGCCUUCGAAGUUAAUUCCUGCAAUGCUACUGCAGUUAUGCCAGAUUGUUUUAUCUUCGAAAUCUUCAAUAUUCUGUGUGUUAUUGCUGCAUGCACCAGUUGGACUUUGAUCACGAGGGAUGCUUCUAAUUAGAGAAGUUGCUAAUCACAUCUUAUUAA